Messenger RNA from Guillardia theta CCMP2712, 450 nucleotides. RefSeq lists its product as hypothetical. The transcript has a single exon. The coding region runs from base 1 to 450 and encodes 149 amino acids. Lineage: Eukaryota; Cryptophyceae; Pyrenomonadales; Geminigeraceae. The record is from RefSeq and is a predicted model, not a curated record.
AUGCUGUCUGCCAAGAAGACUGAGAUCUAUCCACGAAGGAGAAGAGGAGAAGAAAAGUGCAGCCGCGAGCCGCUGUCUCUGGAUGAAGAACAGAUCACCAAGCUGUUCUGCUUUCGGCAGACGGAGGCAGCAGACUUUUUGGGGAUCUCCCUAACGGCAUUGAAGAAUGCCUGCCGCCGGAUCGGCAUGCAAAAGUGGCCAUAUUCUAGAAACCGAAUCAAGUUUACGUGCGAUUCCGAGCAGGGAAAGCUGCUUAAGAGCAAGGUCACAGGAUCCGAGAUCUCCUUUGCAGCAUGCUGCACCGGGGAGGCGCUCUACGAUGACCCAGACUGCCUUGCGGACCCGUCUGCCUCCCUCGAGCUCGACCCGAUCGAGAUCAAGAUGCCGAAGCGCGUCUGGUACGAUGAGGAUCUCUUCCAAGAGGCCUUCGCCCAUGUCGUCAAGAAAUAG